ACUCGCUUUUGAUUUUUCUACCACUUUCUGCUAACAAGAACUUUCUAAAUCUAGAGAAUGGAACAGAAAAGUACCAGUGGUGGGCAAAUAUCUAUCCUAUUGCAAAGUGUUAACACUAAAGAAAAAGGACUCCACAUCAUCUUCUUUUAUUUGUUGAAGAGUUUGACACCUGUCCUUCUGUGUAACAUGUUCUUUUUUUCUCUAUACUACUUUUUCUUCUAUCUGCAACCAACUAUAUAAGAGCGGCUUCAGAGGUUCAACGUUGGCUGGGUUUGGGGUUAGUGGAUAAUUUUUUUGGCUUGGUUGGGUAGGUAAAUAUUUUGACCCACCCACCCAACCGCCCCACCCUCACCCCCAACGGGUGGAGGGUAAACUUGCUACUUCGACUAUGUACAGGGUUAUGUAUUUCGCGGCUAAUAAAUCCACUGAAAUAACUGACGAAAACAACAAAGAUGGUACAUUUUGCUGCGUAAAGUCAUGAAAUGAAACACGACAGACUUGACAGUUUCAUAUUUCCUUUUUGAUGUACAGUUAGACUAAACAACCUAAAAUUUCAAGAAAGGGAUCAUCAAACUAACACCUGCUUAUCUCAACAUGGAGGCAGCUAUGGUAGAUAAUUACAAGGAAAAGUAUGAACAAUUACUUGCUGAAAACAGUAAAAAGGAACAAGAGUUUGGACAAAAACGAGCACAAUUUAGACAGCUUUAUUUGGAUUGUGAAGCUUUACUCAAGAGUGAAAAGGCGUUGACAAGUCAGCUUGAACUGCAAGUCACAAAUUUAGCUAAACAAAUCAAUGAUUUAAAAUCUGAGAAUGAAGGAAUACGAGCUGCUGCGCAACUCUCUGAAGAAUCAAAAGAAGAAGAAUUCGUUGCUUUAAAAGUGAAACAUCAAGAGGAGAUUGCAUCUCUGCAACAUAUUUGGCAAGAAGCUUCAAAAGAAGGUCAAACACGGAUAGCGAAAGAAUUUGAAGAAGAACGAAAAAAAUUGGUAGACGCUAAUGCCAGACUUGAGCAAAGAAUUCGUAAUGGUAUGCGCACAUCUGAGGAUGGGAAAGGAAAUAAUGAAGGAAUUAUGUCAAUGAUGUCCAAUGCAUUUUCCAAAAAGACCAGUACUAGUAGUAUACAAAAGGUGAAAGGCAUUGAAGGGCCUGCCGCAAACUUGGAAGGUUCUCAACAACAGGUACAAGAUGAUGUAAAUGCAUGGAAGUCAAUUGUGGGACCACUUGAACAGGAAAUUGAAGAACUUAAGAAGCAAUUGGAAGAAGCAGAUUCGAAAUUAAAAGUAAUGGUACAUAAGGCGCCUGAUAAAACUGUUGACCAAGCUUCUGAUGAAAAAAUAAAAGAAACUCAGAAGUAUUUAGACGCAGAACGAUCAGCUAGGACUGAUUUGGAAAUGUAUGUAGCUGUGUUAAAUACUCAAAAAGGUGUUUUACAAGAAGAUGCGGAUAAGUUACGUAGAGAGCUUCAUAAUGUCUGCCGUCUUUUUGAACAAGAAAAAAUGAGUCAUUCAGAGUUGAAGCAAACCUGGAAAUUGGCAAAUGAACAAUUUUUAGAACAACAAAAUAAUUUAGCAUUUGAAAAUGAAAAGAUGAAAACGUUUCUUACUCAUCAACAACUAGAACAAUUAUCUAGAGACAUACGGGUUGAGCGCUCUACUAUAUUGACUACAAGUAACCCUAGUAAAAACCAACAAGAAAUAAUGCAGCAGGUAGCAACCCCGACAGAAAAAAGUGACUUAAUCGCAUUUGAUAGUAUACGUGGAGAGACUGUAAGAAAACCAGAUAAAUUAGUUGAAGCCACUAAAAAGAGAACACCAAAUGCGAAACGUAAACAAGAACAGAAAAAAAUUAGUCCAACAAAAAAUGUGAGUAAGCAAGGGACUAUUGCUGAUAGUGUCUUCAACUCACUUUUUCCAUCUGCUUAUCACGCUAAAAACUUUGAUCGAAUGUUUAAGGAGGAUUUCAAUGUGAAUGAAAAACCUUUAAUGCUUUCUUCGUCAUCAGACAGUGAAGACGACGACUUAGAACAGGCUAUCUUACAACAGAAUAUAAAGAGAUAUGGUAUUGAACAAGCUGAGGAAGUCGAGGAGACCAGCAGUUUGAAACCAACAACACCUAAUGAGACAGUGGCAAUCACUAAGUCGUCAUCCAGUGAUAAUAUUUUAAAUACCACAGCCCAAUUUUCACUGCAGGAUAAAUCGUUAUCACAAGGUGAUGUGUCAUGGAAUAGCACCGCAACAAAAGAAAAAUCAUACAAUGAUGAAGUGGAUUCAAAACUUUCGUUAAAUGAAACUGGAUGGAGUACUGUAUCUGAUAAUUAUGGCCAUGCUUGUAUGAUGUGUCAAAACUAUGAGAAACAGUUACAACGUCUACAGAAAGAAUUUAUGUGUGUUAAAGAAAAAGAAGAAAGUUUAGGACACAAGGUGAACACAAUACAGAGCGAGCUGGAUUCCGAAAAAGAUAAAUUUGCUUCAUUAGAGCGAAGCAUUGAAAGCGCAGCAGGAGAUACUAAAUCACAAAUCAAUAUAUACACCACAAAUCAAAAAGAGGUGGACAAACAAGUUGAACUGUUACAUCAGCAGUUUGCACAAUUCCAAACUGACAUUCUCGCAGAAAUGAAAAUAUUAUCAGAAGAGAGAGAUGGUACCCUCGCCAAGUUCACGUCGUUAGAAGAUGAAAGUGAAGAUCUUAAGUCGACAUUGGAUGGCGAAGAUGUUAGAACAUUGAAAGCACAGUUCGAAGAAAUGAAACUUUCGUCAUCAGCUAAUGAAGAGAAACUAAAAGGAGAGAUUCUUUUCCUAAAAGAUCGUGUGAUGGCUGAGCAAUUUGAUAGGGAGAAUACCGAAAGUGUUUUACAACAAGAUCUGAAUCAAGCGAGAGAUGAAUUAAUGAAAUUAAAGCAUCAAUUAGAAAAACAAAAAACUCAUUCAAACGAGGACCUGAUGUCUUGAUUGUGGCUGGUUGGACAAGUUUAGUAAAUAUAGCGUCUGAUCCUAAAUUACCACCGUUUGAUAUGAAAAAAGCGAUAGUCAGCGGAUAAAAGCGAUAAGCCUCAAAUUAAAAUAAUUCCCUUAAAGACCCUCAGCUAUUAUAUUUAUUUUUAUACCAAAGAACUGCGAUGCCGUACAAGUGUAUGAGUAGUUAUGUGUAUAUGUAGUGGACAGCAAUAUUGGGCACCAGCUGUUGUGGAUAUAUUUCCUUCAUAAAACAAAUUCAUCAGACAAACCGUGUGUAUAUAUAAAUUGUUACAUAGCUUUGAAUUUUGAAUUUUGUUUGUGCUAAUACGUAAAUUUUUUUAUAAAACUUCGCUAAAUUAUAAAAUUAUGUUAACCUGUCAACGAA
Hydractinia symbiolongicarpus is the source of this 3340-nucleotide messenger RNA. RefSeq names its product rab GTPase-binding effector protein 1-like. The transcript has 21 exons. Bases 595 to 2949 code for a protein of 784 amino acids. Gene Ontology annotation, biological process: endocytosis. The record is from RefSeq and is a predicted model, not a curated record. NCBI's taxonomy places the organism in Eukaryota, Metazoa, Cnidaria, Hydrozoa, Anthoathecata, Hydractiniidae. Gene Ontology annotation, cellular component: intracellular membrane-bounded organelle. Gene Ontology annotation, molecular function: growth factor activity; GTPase activator activity.